Molecule: messenger RNA, 333 nt
Organism: Sphenostylis stenocarpa
Lineage: Eukaryota; Viridiplantae; Streptophyta; Magnoliopsida; Fabales; Fabaceae
Source: the annotation of a GenBank genome assembly
AUGAACACUAAGGAGGCUGCAGGAGGAAGGUAUAAGGGACGCGUGUAUGGAGUUGGUCAUGUUGACUCUAGUGAUGAUUGUGUUGAAAGUUAUCUACAACAGACAGAAGCGUGCUCCAGUCAGAAAGCUGAUUCACAAAAAAUUAGUCAACUGACACAACGACUGGAAAGUAGUGAGCAGCGAUUGGAAAGUAGUGAGGAAAAAAUUUGUAUGAUGAGCUCCCAGUUUGAGUCCAUCCAGGCAUUCAUUGGCACAGUCAAUGCAAUCAGAAUAAUGCAAAAAGAAUGGAGAGUAGUAGAUACUUCAAUUACCUACGGAUAUAUACGUAGGUAA